AAUAUAUUAUUAUAUUAUCAUUCAAGAGCAGACUUGGGCGGCAGUUUUUUCCAGGUCGUGGACGAUGCACAAAUGAACUCUGUGUACAAUAAAUGUAUGUAGCUGAACCCUCUACCCUCGAACAGCUUCAUUGAUCGCCACCACAAGGGAGAUUUAUUAUAAUAGGUACAUACCCACUAGGGGAGCAGCUGCUAUUGCGCAGAACAGAUCAGAACAAAGUACAAUGACUCGCCGAUUCCGUUUGCAGUCUGGCCAAGGUUUACCGAAGGGUUUUAGGGGACGGUGUGACAGUAGACAACAAAUAGGAUAAUUUGGAGUUGUUUUUCUUUUGACAAAACAUAAUUAUACAAAAUAAAAUCAAACUGACAUUAAAAUAUGGCAAAAGUUGCUUUCUAGAUGACCUGUACAGUUUAUGGAAAGUACUUAUACCGAGAAAUUCUUUAGAAUAAAUAUUUAAGUCUUGUUCUAUGCUUUCUCGUUUUUAUUGAAAAGUGAUGUGUUACCAGAGUCUCCGUAGUCACAUUGGCUUAAAUACAGAUAGCGAACAUGAAAAAAAAAACAGUAAAACUAUGCCCCGACCCCACUGUACCAGUUUUUAUUUUUUUGCAAAAACAUUGUGGGCCAAAUAGCCCAUAUACAGUGUCAUGUAUUUGUUAAUUUAGUUGGAAUAGUCAACGAAUAAUAUUUCAAUCGUUUGUACUUUAUAGUUUAAUUUAUAAUCGCUUAUUCUCAAUAAAAUUAAUAUUUAUGUAUUAUAUACUUCCAUUAGAGCAAGCUCUUACUAACUAUUUAUACUUCAUAGACUAUAUUAUUCUUUCAAACCUCUAUUAUACUUCUAUUUUACUAGAUUGACAAUUUACAAAUCUAAUUUGGGUUUUUUUCACAAAGUAACAACCCGAUUUUUUUUUAAAUCCACUGCUUUUAAAUAAUUUUCAACUUAUAACACCGUUUCGCUCGAAUUCGGUUUUUUAUGUGUGUGUGUUAGUGUGUAAGCUUUUUCUAAGAGCUUGGAAAAUCGAUGGUUACACUAGUAUUAAAUCGUAAGCCGACAAAACAGAUAUAUAGUACUAGGAUUUGUAUACACAGAUGUAAUAAUACGUUGUUUUCAACUGCUCUAUCAUUUGACUAUUGGCAAAAACAAAAUAUAAUAUAUUUCAUAAAUCCCGCGUACUGAACACCUACAGAAAACGACUACGUGUUUAACAGUUAGCCAUUAGUAUACGUUGUCCCUUUUGUGUUGCAAAACUUGGAACUGUUUUCAUUCUUCAAGCCUUUUUUUUCUAAAACAAGUACUCUAGUAGGUUACCUAUUAUUUGAAAAAUAAAAAUGUAUUCGAAAACUAUGAUACUGUUUUUCAGCUUGGCAUUGUACUUAUUGGAAUGUCAGGGUAGCACCGCCUACUUCAAAACAACGUGAAAUAAUAAGAAAUAUGGUCAGGGAAAAUGUUGGCCAAGAUGGCACAGGCUAUGAAGGAUUAAAAGAUGUAUUAAUUAAAGUAGUCGCUAAAUUAAAAUUAUCCAUAGAGUUCCCUGGUAAGGAUGAGUUGCUGGUGGAAUCAAAAGAAUAUGUUGAUAGUUUACUCCAUGACUACACAUUGGAAGAAGUUAUAAGCGUUGUCAAAGAUUUUGUAGACUCCGAAAGUUUGGCAUACAAUGGUACCGUACAAGAUUGCGUGAGAAGGGCAACAAACAUUUUCGGGUCACUUGACAGUUUUAAACGUUAUGAAGAAUUAGAAGAUAUAAUUAAAGUGAUAAAGCACAAAUUUAAAGUUACCAAACACUUCCCUACUUAUCAAGAACAUAAAUCGGCGUUAUCAAACCGCGCACACUAUACUGUGGAUCAAGUUGAAAACAUAGUUAUUGAAAAACUAUUUUCGAUUUAAGGGUUGGACUAUAUUUUUAACUGUUUUUAAAUUAGUGCAUGUCACAUACGAUUAAUUUAGUUUUGUUUGAUUAUCUAAUUAUUUUGAUCUUGUAUUUCGUUAGUGCACUGUUUAAUAUAUGUAUAAGUACUA
Messenger RNA from Adelges cooleyi (spruce gall adelgid), 2014 nucleotides. RefSeq lists its product as uncharacterized. Bases 1430 to 1882 code for a protein of 150 amino acids. The record is from RefSeq and is a predicted model, not a curated record. NCBI's taxonomy places the organism in Eukaryota, Metazoa, Arthropoda, Insecta, Hemiptera, Adelgidae. The transcript is spliced from 6 exons.